GGCAGUUUGACCCUCCAGGGCAGCAGCGCCGCCCGAGACGGCAGACGGGAGACGGGCCUCUCUGCCUCUCGAGCCCAGAAUGCAAGCCUUCUCGAGCUUCGUGCAGAAGGCGCAGCAGCUGUUGGACCCUUCCCAGGGCCUGAACCUCUCCGACUCCGACAGGAAUCCGUCCAAGGCCUCGCUCUUCCAGAGCCAGUUCCGCCUGCCGUCCUCCCAGCACCCGCUCUACGAGAUCACCGCCGAGCUGACCAUCCCGCCCGCCAAUGCGACCCAGGGCGACCGAGACCGCGACCGCGGCUACCAGUAUGCCGGCAAGCUGCACCUCUCCGAAGCCUUCCUCUGCUUCUCCACCACCCCGUCCAGCUUCCUGCAGUCGGCAAGCACCUCCACCUCGUCCAUCUUCACCGGCCAGACCCACGGCAGCGGGCCCAGCGGCAAUGGCUUCACCUUCCCGCUCUGCUCCAUCCGCCGCGUCGAGCGGCUACACAGCCAGAACUUCCAGUUCGCUCUCUCCAUAUCCACCUGGAACGGCAUCAGCCAGGAUGCGGCGAAGGAGAAAGACAGGAAGGACCUGCGGGAGCAGCGAAUAACCAUCCAGCUGGCUGGCAGUCGGCAAGCCUGCGAGCGUUUCUGCGACGGCCUGAAGAAGGGCCUGCGGGCGAAUGUCGGAAAUGUCGGGAAGAUGAAGCAGGUCACGGCCGAGUGCUACUCCGAGUACCUCCUCCGACCCGAGGACAAGAAGAACGCGAUUCCGCCCGAUGCCGGUCUGGGCAUGCUCUUCAAGUACCCCGGCGAUCCCAAGAAGCUGCGCGACCGCGCCAAGAUGAGGUUGUGGGCCGAGUAUCUAAGGGACAACGGCCGGAAUAUGACGCUCCUCCGCCAGCCUACCUUCCACAAGCUGAUCAGAGUCGGCUUGCCAAACAGGCUAAGGGGCGAGAUCUGGGAGCUCACGUCGGGCUCCCUCUACCUGCGGCUGGAGAACCCGACCCUGUACGCCGACACCUUGUCCAAGUUCUCCGGAAAGGAAUCGCUAGCCAUCGACGAGAUCGAGAAGGACCUCAACCGCAGCCUGCCCGAGUACCCCGGCUUUCAGAGCGACGAGGGCAUCGGCCGCCUGCGCCGCGUUCUGACCGCCUACAGCUGGGUGAACGCCGACGUGGGCUACUGCCAGGCCAUGAACAUCGUCGUGGCCGCCCUCCUCAUCUACAUGUCCGAGGCCCAGGCCUUCUUCUUGCUCUCUGCCCUGUGUGACAGGUUCGUCCCCGGGUACUACUCGACCACCAUGUACGGCACGCUCCUCGAUCAGAAGGUGUUUGAAUCUCUGGUGGAGAAGACGAUGCCCAUUCUAUGGGAGCAUCUCGUCAAGAGCGACGUGCAGCUGUCCGUCGUUUCGCUGCCUUGGUUCCUGUCCCUCUACAUCAACUCGAUGCCCCUGGUGUUUGCCUUCAGGGUCCUGGACGUCUUCUUCGUCGAGGGCCCCAAAGUCCUGUUCCAAGUGGGGCUGGCCAUUCUGAGGAUAAACGGGGAAGAGCUGCUGGACGCAGCCGACGACGGCGCCUUCAUCUCGGUUCUCAAGUCGUACUUUGCCAGCCUGGACGAGUCGGCCCACCCCAAGUCAGAGAACCCGAAGCUGAGGGCCGUGACCAAAUUCCAGGAGCUCAUGGUGGUCGCCUUCAAGGAAUUCUCGGGCAUUACGCAUAGCAGCAUCACCGAGCUCCGGUUGAAGAACAAGGAUGCCGUGCUCAACAACAUCGAGAGCUUCGCAAAGCGCACCGCCAUCAGGAACCUGGGCCCGGAUAGCAAACUGCUCAGCAACGAUGAGCUGGGCGCCCUGUACGACCGCUUCUACGGCGUCCUGUACGAGAGACAGCAACGCGACCGCAUCAUCAAGCAGGAGCUGGCGCGGCGGGCCAAGAGCAGCCGGUCGCGGAUCGCCGAGGCGGCCAGCGAGGGCGGUCACGGGAUCGAGAAGGGCCGCGUCGGCCUUGGGCCGAGCACCAGUUUGAUGGACUACGAUGCCUUCCGCGAAUUCCUCGCCGGCAUCUGCAAAUGGGCCAUCUCAGAUGCUCCCUCGACGCCGAGGCGCGAUGCGGUCACGGAAAAGGAGAAGGGCUUCUACGGCAGCUUCAGGCGGUCCGACUCAUUGUUGUCCCCGUGGGGGGCCGGUUCCGAGCCUGCCGACCACGAGUUCCUCCGGCGGCUGUUCCAGAAAUGGGAUACCGACUCGUCCUCGGCGCUCACGCUCCAGAAGGUCGUCUCCGGGCUCGCGCGCAUCAAGGGCAAGCGCGACAUCAUGGGCACCAUCAACUACUUCUUUGAGCUGUACGACGACGACGGGGACGGCAAAGUUGAUCGGGAGGGCAUCUUGCGCAUGUCCGAAGCCCUGCUGUUUCUGUCGCGCCGCGGUUUGGAGGGCACGCUGAGCCCGUCCAACUCGACCUUGACGCUGAGCGGAGAGGGCGCAAACAAUGACCAGGGCGACGUCCUCGGCCAGCCGGUAAGCGAGCGGUUCCUCGGCAGCGUCAGCGCUUUCAUAAGAAGAUGCUUUGAGUACGCCGAUCCGGACCACCCAAGCAACCAGGACAGCGCGGUGCAGGAGCUGGGAGACAAGCUCGCCUCGACCGACCUGAAAGAGGAGCCAGAGAGCGAGCAGCUAGCAAACCCGGACGCCUUCGCCAUCGGCGAUGACGACGAUGAGGACGACCUAUUAGCCAUGGACUCGCCGACCUCCAGUCCCAAAGCAGCCGCGCAGCGACCCGCCAGCAACCAGCCGCCACCGCCCACGAUCCAGCUCAACUCGCCAACGACGCAACUCUCCCCGGGCGACGACAUCGCCGCCCGCCGGCGCGUCUCCAAGGCGCAGUCCGAAAAAGCCAACAUCGCCCUCGACCCGUCCAACCCGCUGCACAUCACCCUGCCCACCUUCCGCAUGGUCGUCCUCGCCGACGAGCUGCUCGAGCAGUUCUUCGAGUCCGCCUUCCCGGCCUCCUUCCACCUGAUCGACGGCAUCGCCGGCCCCACCUCCGCCACCACCAGCACCGCCGCUUCCCCACUCACGACCUUCUCCAGCCUCGGCUUCGGCGCCGGCCGCGCGGCCAACCCCGCCGCCGCUGCCGCUGGACAGGGCCCCGCUGCGUUUGGAGCAGCAGGAGCAGCGGUAGCAGGAGCAGGAGGAGCCGGCCGCGGCCUGCGCGGCGUGCUCGACAACAUCGUCACGGAUGGCAUGCGCGUUGCCGCCGAGGUGCGCCGCCGCAUGGAGGAGGCCCAGCGCGAGCUCGAGCGCAACGCCCUCCCGGGACAGCAGUCGCAGCAGCAGCGCGGGAGCGGAGCUAGGGAUGACGAGGAUGACGAGGACGAUGAGGAGCUUGGUGCUCCUCCCGGUGCCGGUAGCGCAGGAGGGAAUGGCAAGGGCGCUGCCGCCGCCGCCGCCGCCGGUGCCGCUGGCAGGUAUGCGUAUGCGUACGGCGGGGAUGCGGAGCGGCGCAGCGUGCGCAGCUCGGAUCGCGAUCUGUUGACUGGUGCCGAUGCCGAGGCGAGCGAUGCUGCGCCCGUGGGGGAUGUGCCUGCCAUUGAGGGCGGGGUGGUAGGAGGAGGGCUGGGAGAGGGGGGAUCGAGUAGUGUGGGUGUGAGCGGAGGGGGCCGUGGCCGGGCAGCAGAGAUGGGCACGGGGAAGGUGGUCGGGAUCGAGUUUGACGGCUAGGCGCCGUGGGAUUCGAUCCGGUCUAGGUGGCGGGCCGUGGAGAGGAACGAUGAGCCUCUGUGGGGUUGAUUUCUUUGCUUGACUUCUUGGCUGGGUUGACUUUUUGUUUUGCUUGCCCGUUUGCUUUUACUUUGAUCGUUGCAGAUUUCAUCGACAUGGCUGCUGGCGUCGGGCGGGAGGUUCGGGGUGUCUGUCCAUGGGCGUAGCGGCGGGUGUAUGGUCAGUUGGUCGUUUUGAAGCCGUUGGCUGGCUGGCGAUGGCGGCGCGCCUGCUGAUUGAUUGAUUGAUUUGAUUUAACGGGCGGUUUUAGAUCGAGGCUACAUUGCAAGAUAUAUAUGGUUUAGUCGAGAUCUUGUGCUCCCUACCUACGCUUCAAGGUGUGUGUCGUCGGAGGCCACCCACUCGCGGUGUGGCCACGCGCGCAAGGCGGGUUCCACGCAGCGGUCAUAGG
Messenger RNA from Thermothielavioides terrestris NRRL 8126, 4151 nucleotides. RefSeq lists its product as uncharacterized. The record is from RefSeq and is a predicted model, not a curated record. The transcript has 2 exons. The coding region runs from base 80 to 3700 and encodes 1206 amino acids. NCBI's taxonomy places the organism in Eukaryota, Fungi, Ascomycota, Sordariomycetes, Sordariales, Chaetomiaceae.